Messenger RNA from Cherax quadricarinatus, 2456 nucleotides. The record is from RefSeq and is a predicted model, not a curated record. NCBI's taxonomy places the organism in Eukaryota, Metazoa, Arthropoda, Malacostraca, Decapoda, Parastacidae.
AAGCAGUGGUUUGAAGAGGAUACUGUGUUAUGUGUGUCUCCUCAAGGAUGUAACAAGCAGUGGUUUGAAGAGGUUACUAUGUUACGUGUGUCUAAGCUAGGAUAUAACAGUGGUUUGAAGAGGCUACUAUGUUACAUGUAUCUACGCUAGGAUGUAACCAGCAGCAGUUUGAGGAGACUGACUAGUGUGAGAACACACAGGCAGCUGUCAUGCCUCAGAUUGCCAAAAAAGCGCUCAAACUUACCACGGAAAUCGACAUACAUGCGGUGUCGUGUCCUGGUGUGUGGCUACCGGGACGGGGGCGGUGUUCCCUCUCUGUGUGUCUGCUAGGCUUCCACACUCGCACCAACAAGCUGCCUCCAGUCUUCCCGCUCCUCUACCACGAGAAAUUCAAGUUUGAGAGGACGUUCGUAGGGGUACGCAACCUAAGUGUAUUGGAGCGGGUGCUGGCGGCAGAGACGGUAUAUCUGGAACUGGUGCAGGAGGAGGCUUCCGGGGAGGCGGUACUGGCGGUGUUCGAGUCCUCCGUCAGGGACCUUCUCUUCCCUAGACCCGCAGAGAGGCUCUCCUAUUCCGGUGUCGACCUCGAUCUCCUUAUGGAACCCACCAGGGACUUUCCGGGCAUCAUCUCGCCCAAGAUCGAGGUGUCCACACGGACGAGUGUGAGUGAGACUAGGACACCGCUCCACCAGUGCAGUCAGGACAACGUUAGCUUCGGCCACGCUCACAACAAGACUACCAAGAGUGUAUAUUUUGGUAUGCUACUGAGGAAGCUAGAGGCAAUGUAUGAAGCAAUCAUCGUUACAGAGGACAGCGGUCGUGGAGUUCGGGAGGAGGCCAGCAAACCUCGCUUCGUGUACCGAAGGCCAGACGAUGACCUACUCUCUCGCAUACCCUCCUCUCCCACCCGUAACACCAGGUACCUUGGCAUCCCGAGUCGCUACCUGUCACGGAGUACAGGUAACCUGAGUGACCUGCCUCGCACCUCCAUUCCCAGUAGGUACGGGAGGCAGCAGAGCAGUGCUGCAGGCGGCGCUGCAGGCAGGACUUCUAGCGAGACUGAGGGCUAUGGAGGAGGAGGUGGCUACACUCAUCCUAGACGUCGACCCAAGGAUGACCUCGCUCACCGAGCCCAUGUCACACUCCUGGACCCCGAGCGGUGUCCCCACUGUGAGGGUGAGCACGGUGCUGAGUCUUGCACCACCUGCCGUACCUACCACCGCUACUUCCCCCGCCCACCACGCCUACACACCCACGCCCACGCCUACCACACCAACAACCCCCACGCCGCCCUCAAAGUCCUCCGCCAGCCCGCCCACAGGGAGCUACGCCCGCGGAAGAGAUAUCUGGCAGACAUCGACGGGGCUGUUUACGGAGAACGAAGUCAUCCAUCACGGCGUGCACGCUCUCUAUCCCCGCAGCGGCGUCCAACCUCUACACCUCCUGACAGAGCUUCCAACUUGCCCACCUCCACCUACCCUGACCGGACGACCGACCUGCCCUCCAGACUCAGAAAGGAUGAGGACGACCAGUCGCCUGAGGAGGAAGAGGAGGACAAUGAUUCAAAGUCACACUCCAGAUCGCACUCUAACUCCAGGUCUCCGUCGCCCCCUGCUAGCCACGCCUCCGCCCCGGCUGCUAUUAAUCGUCGGAGACCCAGGUCUUAUAGACGACCCCUGACGCCGAGCACUUGUCGUCGCAACUACGACUCUGACGAUGACUCUUUCGACGACCUCUACAUACCCAGGAGGUAUUAUCACCACCGUUACUACCCGUGGGAGGACUGCCCUCUCUGCAGCCCGGAGUACUCAUACCUGCCCCGGUACCCACGACUCACCCGGUACUACCCUGCCUGUGACCACCUCCACCACUAGCCUCACCGCCCGCCCGCCCACACCCACUCGUCACCACCACCAUCCACACCCACCUGUCAACAUCACUACCACCGCCCACUAACACCACUACCAGCGCCUCACGUUGCGGCGGCGGCGGCGUCGUCAGUGACCUGACGUGUUCUCUUGUAUUGUCUUGGCUGUUAGUCUUCUCUUGAUAACCUGCUUCUUGUUGGAUCCAAAUAACGUACUACCGACGGUAGUAAACAUAUACAGUUUAUAAUAAGCUUUUACCAGGACGAUGUUUCUCUCUGUGCAGAGCUAUAUUUGAAUACUUGGCUAAUGGUCAGUAAAGUUCUACAUAGAGCGAAACGUUGUCAUAAUUAAAGUUUGUUUUUACAACGUAUCUUUUCUCUGAAAAACUUGAAAUCGAGCAAUUUUAUGCGUUUAUCUUUAAGAUUUUCAGUCAUAAAAGAACCUUAGAAAUCUUACCUAAUCUUAUUAUAACAAGCACAGUAUAAUUUAGCCUACUCCAACUAAAUAUAUUUUAGAUAAAUUUACAGUAAUUUAACAAACAAACAUAAUGAAAUAUUUUUUUUCGUUAUGUUCAGAAUUAUUUUUGCG